AUGAACAACGAAGCAGUGUUGAGAGAUACGAUUUGCGGACCCUUCUUUCGCCACACCCAACUGGACCGCGGGGAAGAUUCGAUUCGCCUUGUCAAAGUACUGCACGACCUCAGCGCAGAUGGACUUGUCCAGUGCAGUAUAAACCAUGUGAAGCUCUCUCCCGGAGCGGCAGACGGCGCUCUCAUCUUACAUCUGGGCAGUCCGCGAGAUCGAGGUACCAUUACAGUCAAUAGAAAGAUCUUGACUGUGCGUAAAAAUCUGGAGAAUUUUCUGCAAGUUGCCAAAACACAACUUGCCUAUGGGUUCUUUUGGAUGGAUGCCAUUUGCAUCGACCAAGAUAAUGCAGCGGAGCGGGACUAUCAAGUGCAACGGAUAGGCGCUACAUUUGCGAAAGGGAAGAUGUUUGUCACAUGGUUGGGUUGUGAGCCGGAUUUGGAGCGAAUGAUACAUCUACUU
Didymella exigua CBS 183.55 is the source of this 456-nucleotide messenger RNA. RefSeq lists its product as uncharacterized. The annotation marks the transcript as partial. The record is from RefSeq and is a predicted model, not a curated record. NCBI's taxonomy places the organism in Eukaryota, Fungi, Ascomycota, Dothideomycetes, Pleosporales, Didymellaceae. The transcript has 2 exons.